Messenger RNA from Ixodes scapularis (black-legged tick), 14578 nucleotides. Its product is annotated as fat-like cadherin-related tumor suppressor homolog. The transcript is spliced from 39 exons. Gene Ontology annotation, molecular function: calcium ion binding. Gene Ontology annotation, cellular component: plasma membrane. The record is from RefSeq and is a predicted model, not a curated record. Gene Ontology annotation, biological process: homophilic cell-cell adhesion. Bases 204 to 10457 code for a protein of 3417 amino acids. NCBI's taxonomy places the organism in Eukaryota, Metazoa, Arthropoda, Arachnida, Ixodida, Ixodidae.
UGUUUCGGCAGUAACAAAGUUGCUUCGAAAACACAAGAUCUCCCGUUCCCAAAAUGAAGAGGUGACCGAUCGCGCAGGUGACGGUGUCAGACGGCGGCAGCCCCCCGCUGUCGUCGACCACUCAGGUGAUCGUGACGGUGACCGACGUCAACGACAACCGGCCCUGGUUCCUAGAGUCAUCCCACCGCUUCAAGGUGCUCGAGAUGGAGGACAAGCUGGAGCCUGUUCAGCUAUGCCAGGUGCUGGCCACCGACCUGGACGAGGGCGUCAACAGGGAGCUGAGGUACAGUAUCGUAGAAGGGGACGGCCAGAUGUUCCACAUGGAUCCUGCCACGGGCGUCAUCUACACCCGGUCCGCCCUCGUCAACGGGGUCAGCCACGAGCUGCUGGUUAAGGUAUCCGACCAGGGGGAGCCCCCGCUGCAUGCCACCUCCAAGGUGCUGCUGAACGUGGUGUCUCGGCCGGAGAACUCGCUGCACCCUCCCCAGAUCCAGGAGGUGGAGGUGUUUCCCACAAUCGAGAGCGACAAAGUGGGCCACGUGGUGGCCACGGUCAGGGCCGGCGACUCGGACGGGGACCUUGUCUGGUACAACAUUGUUGACGGUAAUCAAGAGGGGAAGUUCAUGAUUGACAAGAUAGGAGUCAUCAAGCUGGCCAGCCCCCUGGACUGGGAGACUACCCAGAACUACAACCUCUCAGUGGAGGUCACCGACGGCGUGGACAAGGUCACCACGCAGGUGCUGGUGAGCAUUGUGGACGCCAACGAUCAGUGGCCCGAGUUCACCAAGAGCACCUUCCGGGUGGAGAUCUCGGAGAACAUCCCGCCGGGCACGGAUGUCCUGCAGCUGAGCACCACCGACUCGGACGGGGGCCGCCGCCUCUUCUACUCCCUCUACAACAGCGCCAGCCCCGAGAGCGUGAAGAAGUUCCAGGUGGACUCGUUGACGGGCGUGUUGUCCACGCGGGAGGCGCUGGACCACGAAGAGGCUCGCCGCCACCUGCUCACCGUCGUGGUGUGGGACACAGGCACGCCGGUCAACAUGCGCAACUUUGCGCGCGUCGUCGUUGAGGUGUCGGACCACAAUGACCACCCACCCGAGUUCCUGUCGGCCAUCAGCGAGGUGCGCGUCUUCGAGACGGCCGCCCUGGGCACUGGCGUGCUCCAGGUGCGGUGUCUCGACCGCGACCGGGGACGCAACGCUCAGAUCACCUUCUCCAUCGCGUCGGGCAACGUGGGCGGCAGCUUUUCCAUCCACCCCCAGCUGGGCGCCAUCACGGUGGCCAGAGAGCUCUCCCAGCAGGCCCUUCCGGAAUAUUUCCUCUCCGUCCGCGCCACGGACCACGGCGAGCCGCCCCUCAACUCGACCACCACCGUCCACGUCGUGGUGACUGUUGCCAGCAACGCCCCGCCACGCUUCACACCGUCCAGGCGCGGCGUCGAGCUGUUCGAGAACGAGCCUUCUGGCACGUUUGUGGCCACUCUGACCAUGGUCAGCCAGACAUCGCUCUACUUCGAGAUCGCCGACGGCAACGACGGCGACAGUUUCCGCGUCGACCCCACGUCCGGCGUCGUCUUCACCAACAGGGUCCUUGACUACGAGGGCUGCCGGUUCUACAACCUGACGGUGGUGGCCACCAACAUGGUGGGCGCCAACGCCUCGGCGCACGUGGCGGUGCACGUGCUCGACAGGAACGACAAUGCGCCGCGCUUCCUGCGGGACCGUUACCGGGGCCUGGUCAGCGAGGCCGCCGAGGUCGGCAGCGUAGUAUUGGCGGCACAGGGCGACGCCCCGCUGGUGGUGACCGCCGAGGAUGCCGACUCGGAGGCCAACGCCCUGCUCGUCUUCGAGAUUGUCGAGAAGUGGGCCCGCAAAUUCUUCCACGUCGACACGAGCACGGGUGCACUCAGCAUUGUGCACAAGCUUGACCGUGAGGCCAGGGCCCAGUACAGCUUCCAGGUGCAGGUGUGGGACUCGGGCAAGCCCCGGCUGUGUGCCCGGCGCCCGGCGACCAUCUUGGUGAACGUGACAGAUGUCAACGACAGCCCACCCGUGUUUGAGCACCAGUACUAUAACGCCAGCCUGCUACUGCCCACCUACCAAGGCGUCCGGGUGGCCAGGGUUCGGGCUUCGGACCCGGACCUGGAGUCCCCGUUCGGGGUCCGCUACACCCUGGUGGCGGGGGACCACGAGGGACAUUUCGAGGUCCUCCAGGACACUGGGGAAGUGCUGGUGCGCAACCCAGAAGGCCUCCAGGACCUGUACCGCCUGGUCGUGUCUGCCAACGACGGCCAGUCUGAGACGGCCACCUUCGUCAUCGUCACGGUGGCCCACUCGGGCAACGGCAACGUCCGGUUCGCCCGGGACUCCUACGAGGCCUUCAUCUCUGAGAAUGCGACGGAGGCGCGCAUCGUCACUGUCGUCAGCGUGCUGGGCACGUCGCUCAACGAGCAUGUCUCCUUCCGCAUCCUCAACCCGAGCGACAUGUUCGAGAUCGGCCCGACCUCGGGCGUGGUCCGCACCGUCGGAAGGCCGUUUGACCGGGAGCUGGUCGGUGCGUACCGGCUGGUGGUGGAGGCGCGGAGCGAGGCCGGCGGACCCCAUAACGCGGCCCACGCGGUGCUGGACGUGGGAGUCCUGGACGUGAACGACAAUGCCCCCAUCUUCGUCAACCUGCCGUACUACUCCGUGGUUCCGGUGGAGGCCAAGGCGGGAGACCUCGUGCGCAAGGUCGAAGCCAACGACCUCGACCUGGGAGAGAACGGGCGGGUGCGCUACCAGCUUCGAGAGGGCGACUCCGAGCUGUUCCACGUCAACGCGGUGUCAGGGGAGAUCACCCUCAGGCAGCCUCUCGGGACCCACAACACCGAGUACACCCUCGUCGUGGCCGCCGUGGACAACGGCAUCCCCUCGCUGGAGACGGAGGCCGUGGUGCCCAUCAAAGUGGUGAACCGGGCGAUGCCGGUGUUCCCGCGCCAGUUCUACUCUGUCUCUGUGCCGGAGAACCUGCCCCCGGACGUGCCCGUCAUCACCGUGCAGGCCGACAGCCCCAAGGGACGCCAGCUCAUCUACAGCAUCGUGUCCGGCAACACCAACGAGGAAUUUGCCGUCGACUUCAACGCAGACCCGGCCCAUAGUAAUGGUCCAUGUGUCGUUUACGUCGUAGAGCAGCUGGACUACGAGACCCACCAGAAGUACCAGCUUACCCUUCGGGCCACGGACUCUGUUACCGGAGCCUUCUCCGACGUCCUCGUGGGCAUCACGGUCGAGGACGUCAACGAUUUCCCGCCCAUGUUCAGUCAGCCCUCAUACAACACCAGUGUUUCAGAGGCGACUCCGUACACGACGUCCAUCCUCAAGGUGCACGCCAGCGACAGGGACACGGGCGCCAAUGCGCGUGUCCAGUACAGCCUGGAGGCUUCUGCCCUGUCCACGUUCCACAUCGACCCGGUGGAGGGGGUCAUCGACCUGCGCAUUCCGCUGGACCACGAGGCGCAGCCUUUGUACCACCUGGUGGUGACGGCCACGGACGCGGGCUCCCCCUCGGCGCUCAGCUCGACCGCCCACGUGUGGGUGACGGUGCUGGACAUGAACGACAACCCACCAGCCUUCCCGCAGCUGUCCUACAGCUGCGCAGUGAGCGAGCUGGCCCCCAGGGGGCAGUUCGUGAUGAGGGUGGCGGCCUCGGACCCGGACUCUUCGGACCGGGACCGCCUGGCCUACUCCAUCGUGGGUGGCAACGAGGCGCAGGCCUUCGCCAUUGACCGCAAGACCGGCAUCGUGACACUGUCCAACCUGCACCAGUUCCCGCAGCAGCCAACGUACCUGCUAAACGUGUCGGUGACGGACGGCGUCUACCUGAGCCACGCCAAGGUGAAGGUGGCAGUGCUACCCUCCAACCGCCACUCGCCGGCCUUUACGCACACCGUGUACGAGGCCGCCCUGCCCGAGAACCGGGAUGCCGGCUUCCCCGUGGCCACGGUCACCGCCACCGACAAGGACCGUGGCCAUUUCGGGCACGUCACCUACGCCAUCCGCAGCGACGACUGCGCCACGCACUUCAGGAUAGACAAUGCCACGGGUGAGAUCUUCACGACCAAGCCCCUGGACCGGGAAAGCAGGCACCUGUACCUGAUCCCGGUGUCUGCAACAGACGGGGGUGGCCGCCUCGCCUUCACCAUGGUCCGGGUGACCGUGACAGACGUCAACGACAAUGAGCCCCAGUUUGCUGUCUCUGAGUACCGGGUGAACAUCCAGGUCAACACCACCGUGGGCACCACCAUACUCAAGGUGCGUGCCUUUGACAAAGACAAGGGAAUGGCUGCCACACUCCAAUACAGCAUCCACGACAGUGGGUCUCUGUCCAACAUCACUUCCUUGUUCAACGUGACCCACGACUCCGGAGAGGUCUAUCUCAAAGCUCCACUCGAGGGGAAAGAAAACAACGCCUACCAGUUCUUUGUGCGCGUGCGCGACCACGGCACGCCCAAGCCCCUGGAAAACGUCGUCCCGGUCACCGUGGUCGUGAUGCACCCCGGGGAGCUGGGACCUCGCGUCGACCUCGCCACGUCGCACUACUUCCUGCGGGAGAGCGACCCCGUGGGCACGGUCGUGCUCACGCUGAAUGCCUCCCAGCCGCACGAGCACCACGGCGACCCCUCCAGCCACCAGCUGACGUACACCUUCGUGCCUGCCCCGGCGGGCUCGGACCACGAGCUCGAUGCCUCAACCUUCAGCCUCGACGAGCGGGGCCGCAUGAUCCUUGUGGGGGAGCUGGACCGCGAGCGCCAGGCGGAGUACUACCUUGCAAUCCGUGCAGAGACGGAGCUCUCUCUCGUUGCGACGGUGGACGUGACCGUGCUGGUGAACGACGAGAAUGACAACGCACCUAUCUUCGACUCGGCGUCCUAUCGCGCCUCCGUCGCGGAGAACGCGGAGGAGGGCUGCGCGGUGGCCAAGCUGACGGCGCAUGAUGCCGACAGGCUGCAGAAGAUCACGUACGAGUUCUACGAGGGCAACGACCCGGCCGCUGACAUCUUCCGCGUCGACGCGAUCACCGGGACCGUGACGACGCUGGUGGCGCUCGACCGCGAAGCGGUGCCGUCCUACAACUUCACGGUGUCCGCGCGCGACGACGGGCUGCCGCCGCGCUCCGCGACGACGUGGGUGUUCGUCGAGGUCGUGGACGUCAACGACAACGCGCCGGCGUUUGCGCGACCGCGCUACGACGCCGCCAUCCUGGAGGACGCGGUGCCGGGCACCGUGAUCGUGACGCUAGAGACGAGUGACCCCGACGGGGUCGGGGCCGGGCUGGACCUGUACGUGGUGAGCGGGGACCCAGAAGAGCGCUUCGGGGUCCGCAGCACGGGCGAGGUGUUCGUGGGGCGGCCGCUGGACCGGGAGGCAACGGCCUCCUACUUCCUGGAGGUGGUGGCCACCGACGGCGUGUUCGUGGCCACCACCCAGCUGGCCAUCGACGUGCUGGACGCCAACGACAACCCGCCCGUGUGCCUCAAGUCCAAGUACACGGAGCUUGUGUCGGAGAGCAUUGCGGUGAACACAUACAUCCUGACAGUGGAAGCGACGGAUGCAGACGAGAACAGGAAUGCUCAACUGCGCUACUACCUCUCUGGCAAGGGCUCGGACGACUUCUUCAUCAACUCAACCACAGGAGUACUUCGGACAAGCCGCCUGCUGGACCGGGAGCGGCAGCCGCGCUUCCGCCUUACUGCCCACGUGCAGGACUGGGGCCAGUGGGACUGGGAGUGCACCAGCGCGGUGGAGAUCUUGCUGAGCGACGUGAACGACAACGCCCCCGCCUUCGGCCAGGACGCCUACACUGCCACCGUGGCCGAGGACGUCGACGUGGGCACCCUGGUCGCCAAGGUCCACGCCACGGACAGGGACCUCGGCUUCAACCGCAGAGUCAGCUACUCGUUCGUGGAUUCGGCGAGGGGCCACUUCAGCAUUGACGAGACGUCCGGCAUCGUGAUGCUGAACCGGCCGCUGGACCGCGAGGAGCGCGCCACCUUCAACCUGACGGUGCAGGCGAGCGACCAUGGGACACCACAGCUCUCCAGCCUGGCAACCCUGCUCAUUGUGGUGCAAGACGUCAACGACAACCCGCCUGAGUUCUCGCGCAAGUUCUACCACGCCGUCGUCUCGGAGGCCUCUGCCGUGGGUGUCGAGGUGCUCAAGGUGCUGGCGACCAGCCGGGACAGCGGGCUGAACGCGGAGGUGACCUACUUCUUCAGCGCUGGCAACGAGCUGGGCCACUUCAGCAUCGACGCAAAGACAGGUUCUGUCAAGGUGGCCAAGCCCCUGGACUACGAAGACGUGCGGGACUACUUCCUGACGGUGCUGGCACGGGACGGGGGUUUGCCGGCCCUCAGCAACCAGGCCUCCGUCAACGUCUCGGUAACCGACUACAACGACUGCCCGCCCAUGUUCGGACUGCCGGUAUACAAUGCCGUGGUCCGAGAGGACGCCCGGGUCGGAGACCGCAUCAUCCAGGUAAUAGCAAGCGACGCGGACAGUGCGGCCAACGCGGCACUGCAGUACGCCAUCGUGCGGGGGGACCGUCACGGCCAGUUUGCCAUCGACAAAGAGACGGGCUACAUCAGCGUCGCCGCAUCCCUGGACCGUGAAAUGAUAUCCAACUACGUCCUCGAAGUGGAGUGCACAGAUGGAGGCACACCACCGCUGUCUUCAAAGGUGCUCGUCAACAUCGAAGCCUCGGAUGUGAACGACAACGCGCCCCACUUUGCACAGGCCAACUACUCAGCCAUCGUUCAGGAAGGCAAGCCGGUGGGCUUCACUGUGCUCAAAUUCACCGUGAGCGACCCCGACUCAUCCCCCAAUGGGGCCCCCUUUGCGCUGGAGAUCGUCUCCGGCAACGAAGACGGCACGUUCCGCCUCGUUCAGACGGACUUGACGCUCCGCACGGCCUCCAAGCUCGACCCCAAACUCCGAUCCGAAUACGAGCUCGUGGUCCGUGCUUCCGACUCCGGAGCGCCGCCGCUGUCCUCCGAGUGCCGCGUCUUCGUCAAGGCCAUCGAAGACAGCCAGUUCCCACCCGAGGCGUCACCCAUGGCCGUGUCGGUGACCUCGUACCUGGACGACUUUCCCGGCGGCGUGUUGGGACGCGUCCGGGCCACGGACCGAGACCCCUACGACCAGCUGGCCUUCGAGCUAGCCUCGUCGCACCAGCACCUCUUCUCGGUGGACCGGGAGGAUGGGACGCUGAUAGCGCUGCCGGGGCUGGACGUUGGCACGUACUCGGUCAACGUGAGUGUCUCGGACGGGAAGUUCACGACGUACGUCGGCGUGUCGGUGGAGGUGGUGCUGGUGAGUGAGGAGGGACUGCUGAACGCCGUCGGGCUGACGCUGGCGGACGUGACGCCAGAGGACUUCCUCCUCACCUACAAGAAGGGCUUCCUGAAGGGCCUCCGGUCGCUGCUCAACGUGCGGCUCAAGGAGAUUCAGGUGAUCAGCAUUCAGCCGUCCGCGGAAGAGGGUGGCGGAAGCCAGCCCGCGCAGAGGUCCCGGAGGAGCGCGGGGCAGGACCUGGACGUGCUGUUUGCGGUCCGCAAGGGGGCCCACGGCUACUACUCCGCCAAGUUCCUCAAGACCCGCUUGAAGGAGAACCUGCCACUCGUGGAGGCUGCGUCCGGAUUGCGGAUCGUCCAGGUGGCGGAGGACCGGUGCACGUCGACUCAGUGCGUGCACGGGGAGUGCCUGGACCACAUGGCGCUGGACCGGACGUUUGCAGUGAGCGUAACCACGGACCAGUUCAGCUUCGUGUCGCCCCAGCACAGCCGCCGGCUGGACUGCCAGUGCAAGCCCGGCUUCGGAGGGCCCAAGUGCGAGAUGGCGGUGAAUGAGUGCUCGCGCAAGCCGUGUCCCCCGGAGCGGCUGUGCGUGCCGGACUCCUCCAGCCUGGGCUACAGCUGCCAGUGCCCCGAGGGGAAGACCGGCCCCGGCUGCACCCUCGUCAUCACCUGCCAGGACCCGGACUGCUACGAAGAGAAACACCCAAUGUCGUUUGGGGGCAAGAGCUAUGCCCACUACUCCCUGGUGGCCCCCAUGGACCGGAGGCUGACCCUGGCUCUGAUGCUGCGCACGGUCCAGGCCACGGGGAACAUUGUGUAUUCGGCCGGUGCAAGGGACUACAGCAUCCUCGAGGUGGUGAGUGGCUGCGUGCAGUACCGGUUCGACUGCGGCAGCGGCGAAGGCGUGGUGCGAGUGGAGCAGGUACGGGUGAGCGACGGCGCCUGGCACGAGGUGACCCUCGAGCGGCGGGGCAACUUUGCCCGCCUCUCCGUCGACCGGCGCCACGAGGCCUCGGGGGCCGCGCCCGGCGUGCACGACGUGCUCAACCUGGACGGCAACGACCUCUUUCUCGGCGCGGAAGUGCGCCUCGGACACGAGGAGCCCCGCUACGACGACGUCCGCAUGGGGCUGGUCGGCUGCCUGGACGACGUGCGCGUGGACGGCGGGCCGCUGCCACUCCACGUGUCGGGGGGCGGGGCAGUGGCCCAGCUGCGACGCUUUGCCAACGUCCAGUUUGCCUGCAAGACUCUCUUCAACCCCGGGGCCUGUGGCAGCCAACCUUGCCUCAAUGGGGGCUCCUGCGUGCUAGGAGGGGAGCCCCCAGCACGAGAGUAUGCGUGCAGCUGCCUGCCCCGCUUCGAGGGCCCCAACUGCGAGCUGGACACGAACCCGUGCGCGUCGGCUCCAUGCCUCAACGGCGGCACCUGCCGCAACGACCCCCCCGGGGGCUUCGUGUGCAGCUGCCCAGGGCGGCUGAGUGGCCGGCGGUGCGACUACGGGCGCCACUGCAGCCCCAACCCGUGCCUCAACGGGGGCGUCUGCGAGGAGGGUGCCCGGGCCCCCGUGUGCCGCUGCCGGGGCUUCCGGGGGGCCCGCUGCGAACAAGACCUGGACGAGUGCCUGCACAUGCCCUGCGCAUCGGGGGCCACCUGCCUCAACCUACCGGGCAGCUUCCAGUGCGUCUGCCCCAUCAACGCCACGGGUCCAUUGUGUUCGGACCGCCAUCGCAGCAGCAUGGUGGGCUCGCUGUUGCCGACACCGCUUCUCGAGAUGGUGGUGGUGGCUGCGGGGCUGGUGCUCCUCUUCGUGCUGGGCACCCUGGUGGCAUGCUGCUGGAAGCGCCGCCGGAAACAGCGUCCGCCCGGUGGUCGCCACUGCACGGGCGCGUUUGGUCACCACGGGGGCCACCCUUUAGAGGCGGGCGUCGGCAGCGAGAUGACGGUGAAGAACUGCAUGCUGGGCACCAAGGACAACGUCAAGCGCAUGAGCAAGGUGAGCAACCUGGAACAGCAGCAGACGGCGCUGGCGACUCCUCCGCUGCCGCCGCGCCCGGCCUCGUACACGCCCAGCAUGCAGCAGGACACGGCGCUGAACAACUUCGACACCGUGCGGAGCUACGGGAGCGCUGCCGACGACCUCGAGUCCCGCUUCCAGCCCAACCAGCUCAGGGCCCACAAGGAGCUCAGGGCCAACCUCAGCCCCAGGACACAGGGCCCCCCGUGCAACUCCGCAUCCGAUACCGCCUCCCUGCACAAGGCGGCCUGGGAUGCGGACAAGGAACGCAUCUACCUCGACAAGAUCCCUAAUGAUCUAAAGGCUGCCAAAGCGAUGCUUCCACCCAUGUCCCAGAACAGGAACCUCUCUGCCCUGCCCGCUAAGAGUCCUCCCAGCGUUGGAGUCAGCUCUGCAACCAGCCUCGCUUCCGAAGAUCUGCCAGAUUUGCUCUCUCACUCAGACGUUCACAGACUUACUCUCAGCCCUUGCUCCCCCGCACGUGCUCGGAACGUAGAGAGCGAGCCGACCUUUGCCAACGCUGCCCUCCCCGCCCCAGGCUACAGCUGGGACUACUCGGACCUGACGACGGAGCAAAAGCCCCUGGCCAACAUCAGCGAGGUCCCGGGCAACGAGGUGCAGGACUCAUGCAGCCUGCGCAGCGGGGACUCCAACAGCCGCAACAGCCAGAUGGACCUGCUGCCCGGACUCAAGGACGAGUCGGACUACGUGGGCGACUCGGAGAACAACGAGUCCCUGGACGGCCAUGCCCCCUUCCAGGGCUACGAGCAGCUGCUGCAGAUCAGCGAGGACGACGAAGAAGAGCCAGCCCAAGGUGCCUCCCCGCACCGUUACGAGCGCCACCCGAACCAGUACCUGCCCUCGCACUGCCUGAGCAAUGACCAGUCACCCGCAGACGACCUCUCGGAGGACGGAGUUGUGUCCUACGGCUUCCCCUCCCAGGGAGGCCGCGGGUUCCUGGUAGAGGGCGCCCCGUCCUCCUCCCACCUGUCCUGUUCCGACCUGUCCGUCAACAAUGUGUGCGACAUAGAGGACAGCGAUGAGGACGACGACGACACGGACAACACCGUGGUGCAAAAACCGCCUCCCUCCACUACGACGACGGUGGUGUGACGGCUUACGUGUUGGACGGCUCGAGCAACGUCGAAACGACAUCGAUUUGGCACACGCCCCAUUGGUGCCGCUCAGCAUCAGCGUUGUGGGACGUUGCAACGUUGGAACGACAUCUAUUGGGCAUCGACACGCCACAUUGGUGCCACCCGGCAUCGUGGGACGUUGCAACGUUGGAAUGACAUGGGUCCAGUGCUUCUUGAAAUUGGUGGACGUUUCCAAUGUCGUUGCGCAACGUUAGAAUGACAUUGCUGCGGCGUCCCUCGGACAUCGUGUUGGUGACUCUGCGUUGGUGGGACGCUUACACAUGGUUGUGCGACAUUGUUUUGGCAUUUUGUUGAAUUUCCCAAUACUGGGGCAAGAAAUCAGAGUUCGACGUUUCUCAGGUUUCUUGUUUCAGUCUUGGGUCAUUCGACAAAAUGGUAAAUACGCGCCAGCUUGCCCGCGCUCUCACUGUAAUUUUGUUGGUUUGGCAUUGCUCUGACGUUGCUUCGGCGCCACUGAACGUUGGUGGGACGGUUCAACUUCGUUGCCAAGUGCGGUGAACUGGAGGAAUCGGAGACUUCCCGGCGCCAUCGCUGCGCCGCCGCCGCCGUGAUCUACGGUUGUGUGAUGUGUGCCUUUCUUUUUUCAAACGACUUUUCUGAACACUUUAGGCUUAAGUUGAGUGCCGCGUCAUAAUAGGGCAAGGCUGUAGGGACAGAGUGAAUUGAUGGCAGCUUAUUGCAGAUUUAUUCUUUUUCUUUUUCUGACAUGUCAGCCGUUUUUACGCAGGUUUUAGAAAUGAUUUUACUAGUUACGUAGUGUUGAACAUAUUUCGUGCUUGGAACUUCUCUUAUUUACUCGUCACGCCGCCACAGAAGAGCAAAGUCCCGAAAGUAACUUAUUUUGGUCUUUUAGUUGACAUCUUCAAGGGUGGGACAAUGUUCGUAACUUUUCCAUUUGCAUUUCUACAUUGUUCGCUCUUUUGUUUCAACGUUUUCAUCAUAUCAUCAAACUUGUCGGAUUGUGAAGACACAGGUGUCGGGCACACUUGCAAAUUUCUCCCCAAAACACAAAUGAAUGGGCGGCUAGUGAGUACAGUCACCCGGUUGAACCGCAUUGUCACGGACUGCCGAUAGCCACACGGUUCACAGCAUUCGUCCCUGAAUGCAGCUACAUGCCCUGCCACCGUUUAGCGUCAGGAAUCGCUCCUCGUCACGGGGAGGAAGUGCAGAUCUUCGAACCUUUUUGUAUAACCAAGCGCGGGACUGGCUCUCAGCGUAGACGGAAUUCUCUUUGCCGAAGAAAGUGCCAUUGUCACAGACCUUUCGUACCGUGGCGCGCGUGUAUGUUGUUUCCGGGCGCCGACCAUGAGAAGCUCAGGUAAACGACACUUAUCGGUCAAGCGCCCCCUUCUUUUUAUUGCGUGUGAAGCUUGUACCCGAAGGGCUAACCUUCAGGCGCAAUUUUACGAAAUACGUUUAUCCGGUAAUGAGCAAAUUUAUGUGCGGUUCCGACAAUGCGGGAACGAGUAUGGCCAAGUGGCUCGCUGGUUGGUUGGCUUUUGUAUGCGAGUCUGAAAGCAGGGCGAAAAUGGGCAGCUCGGCAUUAUAGUGGGUGCUCUCGCACUGUUUUGUUGCAGCCAUCGUAGGAGGUCGCGUUCACAUGUUAUGUAUUUAGGAAUUCUUAAAUUUGCUUGCUUCCUAGCUCGAAUAUUUUUGUUUAUCGCCUUCGACGCGGCAUUCUAGUUUGCGCAGCUACCACCUACUUCACGAGGAUCAUCCGCUUUGGUGCAUGUCGUCAGUACCUGCCUUUAUUUUUUUUUAUAAGUUUCGUUGACGUCAUUUGUUACAAACUAGAUUUGAAACAAUACACUCGUUUCCCUUUCCGGAAGACAGUUGUGACUGUUUGGCGUGCAGCGUUUAGCAGGAGUUUGUUGAAACGUCAGAGACUAUUUUGGUAUCCCAUGCGCAUGUACGUCGUGUACGAAUCUCCCGUGUCUGCUUCAGCGGAUGGAAGGAUUCACGCGUAGUUAACUGCUAAUUGUUUUGGCCCAGACUUCGGUCGUUUCCAAUACGAGAACGUCAUUCAUAUUAUUGUUGCACCUGCACUUUCUGAGUUGUUCAUGCGCAUUGAAUGAAGGGCUUGAAAAUUUGAAAUUAGCCAAAGUUUCGAAGUAGGUGACGGUAUGAAUUAGGAAAAAAGGCAUCACAGAAAAGGAAUGUGGCACCAAUACCAAAAAUGUGCAUUUCGGGUGCAGCACUACAUCAUGAUGCCAUAUUUAACAGAAUUGCAAGGUACCGACUUCUCGCAUUGUUUGUCUGGCUUGGAUGGGAAAACAUGUCUGAACAUUCAUUUAAUCCAUCAAAGGAUUGUUUCUUUUAUAAAUUCAGAUCAUAGUCAUUGAAACUGAAUCAGUGUGACCAAGGGUAAGAAGGGUACUGAUCUUAAUGCAAUGAAGUUCAGAAUGGCACUUGUCUCUGUCCAUUUGAACAGGGGCCUGAAAAGACUGUUUUCUUCCAAAGCGGUUCAUUAAAGAUAUGGUGGCAUAAUUCUCACAAAAAUUAAUUUCAAUAUUGUCACGGGUCAAAUCGUUCUUUGUAAACAUCAACAAGACACAGGAAGGGACAAAAGUUAAGCAGAUGAAUGAAUUUGUCUACUUGGUAUUCAUCUUUAGAGGAAAGCUGAAGCACUUUUCAAGAACUCUGAGUUAGGAGCAGAUUUCUAUAUCUUUUUGUCCCAUGAAUUCAGUUAUCGCACUUAUCUUGAGCAGAAGUAAACAUAAACCACAUUUAUUGUGAAAAAUAUGUGCAGUGGUUCUCAUCGAGCAUGCAGUGAACCUCUCUGCCGCCUGCUAUUUGUCGAUGAGCGUCGUGACGUCAUUUUCGGCGUUCUUAAGCCAGCUUAGUGGAGAGCAAGGGUUCUUCUGAUUCCGCGAGGACGUCACUUUUGCUAAUUUUUAAUUGUCGCAAUUUUAAUAGGCUGUUAAGACGCUCCCAUUAAUAAGAUUGAAAAAAAAAACUUAAGGCACAUUUUUUAAGGUGUCUUCAUUACAGCUUUUACUGUUCAUUUGAAUUCAAAUAUCUCUUCAGCUUUCCUUUAAGUACAGUUUUUAUAUCUAGCCAUGCGUUCGCAACAAGCCCAACAAACCACCAUACCACUUAGGGCCCAUUCACCCUUUCUCAAUCGCCAAUAAUUGUCACGGCGAUUUGUUCAAUGUCGUAACACCAGCGCAGAUCAUCAAUUGGCUGCCGUUAGCGCUGUGUCAUCACUUAGUCAGUGACAAGUUAAGAAUGCAGCAGAAGCGCCGCUGCCUUCUGUAGCACUUUGGCUGUGCUUGUUCAUGAGACACCCAAGCAUUAUAUUGAAGGUAAAAAGCUUUCGCUGGAGGAAGAGUUCUGUUGCAUUCUUAACCUGUCGCCAACUAUAGACAGUCCUCCAAUCAGUGCUCCCUACUUGUCCCACAUCGGGCAGUGCAUCGGCAUUUCGUGGCAAGUCAAGAGAAUUUAAUGUUUGGGCCUUAGGUUACCUAGGUGCUGUUGUUUCUCCGUCAUGUGUACAUCGCAUUUAUGUGUUAGUAACAAAAAUUUUACCUAGGCUAUUUAGCAGUAAUUAAAACGCGCUACUUCCACUCGAUUUUUAAGGACUGCCUUUGUGUGAAAACAUUCUUUUCAGGCUUAAGUCGUUUUGCAACUGAAAAAUGUGUGUGAAGUUCAUGCCGGAUAUAGUAUCUUCUGAGAGAACCAUCCACAUAUGGAAAAGCUGUUUUUUUUUUUCUUUUUUUAAAUUUUACGUGCAUUGCACCUUUUGUGUUCAUGAUUCUUGUGGUGAUUCAAACUUGCAGGGUGAUCGGUCGCUUGUAGGACUGGCUGUGUUCCACUGAGAUGAAUGGAACUGUCAUGACAUGCUUAAAAACUGACCUAUGCAGACUUUCUGUGUGUGUGUGUGUGUAUGUGUGUGUGUAUGUAUGUGUGUGUGCAUGUACUCUGGAAACUCUUGGCAUCAGUCGGUUGAAUGUGGACUAUUAAUGGGUGCUACGUGAAAGGAGUGAGCUUAUCGAGACCUCAUUUGGCUUUCUUGUACUUGGAACAGACUUCCAGUGUGUAUGUUCAAUAAAGGUGAAAAUGCUUUCAUGUUUGCAA